AUGCUCUCUAUGGGGAAGAGAUUAAGGGCAUCAUCACGCGAGGGAGGGGCAUCAAAGUUCACAGGUAAGGACGAGGAUGAGGACGAGGACAAGCAACCCCAGCUGACGGUCAGCAGGUCCUCGUGCGAGCUGCUGCUCGAGAGCGACGUGCAGAGGCACAUCGACGUGUCGUGGGAUCAGGAGGCUCAGCCGACGCAGCGACCGGUGGAGAUCGAGGUGGAGUGCGAGGACUCGCCUGGGAUGUUGGCGUCGAUGUCUCGAGCGAUCUCUCAUGCCUCAGUCAAUAUCGCCAGCGUCGUUCUGAAGAAGCUGCCAGCAGGUUAUGGUGUCGCAAGGUUUGAAGUCAUGGUCGCUACCCAGAAGGACCUCGAUCGCGUCUUCACGAAGCUGCAGGGCACGAAGGGGGUGUUGCAUGUUGCAAGAAGUGGAGCGAACGCGAGGAAGAGCAAAAGAAGAAGACUGCGAAGCUCGAUUGUUCCUCCGAACCUUAUGAGCGACGAGUAG
Molecule: messenger RNA, 504 nt
Organism: Guillardia theta CCMP2712
Lineage: Eukaryota; Cryptophyceae; Pyrenomonadales; Geminigeraceae
Exons: 6
Coding region: 1-504 (167 amino acids)
Source: RefSeq, a predicted model, not a curated record